UCGUUCAGACCCACCAUCAUGCCUCCUAAAAUCUCCAUCGUCCGUCACGCCCAGGGUUAUCAUAAUCUCACCCGCGACUACACGCUCCACGACCCUCUUCUAACCCCACUUGGCAAAGAACAAUGCGCGACCCUGUCUUCAGUGUAUCCCCAUCACGCAACCGCCGACCUCGUCCUCGCGUCGCCGUUGCGCCGCACCGUGCAGACUGCUUCUUAUAGCUUUGGACCAACACUUGCACGAGAUGAAGUCCCAUUUGUGCUAGUUCCAGAAUUACAGGAAGUUGCUAAUUCUGGGGCUGAUACCGGCACGGAUGCGGAGAUACUCGACAAAACCUACGAAGAGAUGUUCAAAGGGGAAGAUCUGGGGUUCGAUUUGCAAAAGAUCGAUAGAAGUCGUGUAAAGGAAGGAUGGAAUAGUAAGACGGGAUACUGGGAAUACACCCAUGAAGCGCUCGCAAACCGCGCACGCGACUUCCGAAACUGGGUUUUCCAACGCCCAGAGAAACAUAUCCUAGUCGUAACUCACGGUGCGAUUGCGCACUUCUUAACCGAAGAUGCCGACGUACCUGACCCCAUGAUUGAAACCUCGUACAAGAACUGCGAAGUACGAGAUUUCGUGUUUGCUGAGGACUCGACACCUACGACAGCCCACUUAUUGGAGACUAAGGAGAGUAAGGAAAAGAGGAAACCCCGGCGUGGAGAAGUCGAAGAGCACGAUGUCGCAGAGGUGGAAGGGUCGAUGAGUGGACAGCCUUUGAAGGUUGGCGCGUAG
Messenger RNA from Periconia digitata, 771 nucleotides. NCBI's taxonomy places the organism in Eukaryota, Fungi, Ascomycota, Dothideomycetes, Pleosporales, Periconiaceae. The record is from the annotation of a GenBank genome assembly.